Molecule: messenger RNA, 1479 nt
Organism: Talaromyces stipitatus ATCC 10500
Lineage: Eukaryota; Fungi; Ascomycota; Eurotiomycetes; Eurotiales; Trichocomaceae
Exons: 3
Coding region: 1-1479 (492 amino acids)
Source: RefSeq, a predicted model, not a curated record
AUGGCGCUUGUUCAAUCUGUUGAAAUUCCUCAGGCACUUGUAGACGCCUACAAAGAGAAGACUAAAGAUGGCAAAGCGAUCUCUACCGGGCUUUUUACGCCUGAAAGCACACCAGAGCCGCCACAGCUACCUUCAAAAAAGAACAAUGCUAAAACACGAGCCGAACGAAUCUCAGCUCUGAUUAAAAGCAUCGAGGACAGUGACACUGACUUUGGCAUUCUAGGUGUUCGGACUACUGAGGCCUUCCAAUCUCGAGUACCAGCUCUGAAAGAGGUACUCAACAAGGAAACCUCGGAGGAGGCCAAGAAAGCACUUCAAAAGGUCGAGCAGGCAGAGAUUUCUCUUUCGAAGACGGUUGCCUCGUCCAAAAAUGCCAUUAACAGGGCCCUCAAGAACCCGGACAUGGGGCUCGUGGACUUGUUGGAAGCCACGAGUGACGAGGACCGAGAAGUGAAGGUAGCAAGUUGGAAAUGGCUCCUGAGCCCAGAAUGGAACAAAGAACCCGAAGCAGAAAAGGCUAUGCAGAUACUGUUGGAUGCCAUAAAGGAGUACGAGGGGGGGGAGGAGGAUGACCUCAUGGAAGACGGCAGCGAUGAUGGUGACGAAAAUCAGCCCUUACCCGAAGCAAAAAGACCUGUCUCCAGCUCAUUUCUGUCUGAGCUGAUGGGCUCCAGGAGUGUGUCUACCAAGAUUGGUGUGUCUGUCUCCCCAGGAUCGACACUUGACGGGGGAAAAAUACUUCGCUAUAAUGAAUAUUUUGCACAGAAGCCAAAAGACGAUGGCAACGGUGAAGAGGCAAAAAAGGAGAAAAGACCGCCACGGUACAAUUUUCUGGUCUGGAAUGAUGGUGAAUACUCCAUGAAAACCGGUAAAGAGGUCGGCCAGAGUGCGAUCGAUGGCUAUUUCAAAGACGGGAAGGAAAGCAAGCUCAAGAUAGGGGAGUACUAUGGACAGCGCCGCCAUGGCAUCACAUACUCACGCAAAUACUUCUCUGACCUGUUGGAGCUGACAAAGAAAACGGGGGUUGAUAAUCUCUUGUUUCUCGGUGCAGUUCGGAAGGCACCACGAACACCCACGGGUAGGACCAUGCCUCCAGAACACUGUGUCAUCGGUAUUCGUGAUCCGAACAUCAAUGCCGAAUGGUAUGAAGUGUUCACUCGGUCCGCUUGGACCAAAUUCUACGGUGACGAAGCGGGUCAUCGCUUUGAUGACUACUGGAAAGAACGGGGUCAGAAGCCGUCCUUUAGAGUAGCCUUGAAAGACGACGAUACAAGCACUCUACAGAGUUCGAAUGUGGAGAACGCAGCACUGAGAAAGGAAAUUGAUCAGAUUCGGCAGGAGGUGAAAGAGAUCAAGUCCAUGAAGGAUGAUAUGGAAACCAGGAUCAUGGCUGAAAUGCAAAAGAUGACCGCCAAUAUCAUGACCCAAAUGAAUGAAAUGAUGACCAGAAUGUCUGCGAUGGUCAACAAAGAGGAAUGA